UUGUGACGGAUUGAAUCAUAUCAAGAGUGAAAUGUCAACUGUGGAAAGUUAGUUUAGUAAACUGUGAUAAUAUUUUGGAUUUCUUUUAAGUUAAAUCUAUUUUCAUAAAUCGGUUUGUUACAAAUGGCUUCAGAUAGAAUUUAUGGAUAUUGUCCUCAAGUAGGAGUAGAUGGAUAUACUGAGGAACCAACAAGUAAAGUAAGACUAAGAAUAAUAAGAGGAAAAGGAUUGAUGAAAAAAGAUAUAUUUGGAGCAAGCGAUCCUUAUGUCAGAAUAGAUCUGAAUACAAUAAGUGGAGAUGAAACGAUUGAUGCAGUUCUCACUAAAACCAAAAAGAAGACCCUCAAUCCAGAAUGGAACGAGGAAUUUGUAUUUAGUGUUAAACCAACAGAGCAUAAAUUAAUACUUCAAGUAUUUGAUGAAAAUAGAUUAACCAGGGAUGAUUUCCUUGGAAUGGUGGAAAUAAGCCUUAUGUCCCUACCUAAAGAACAUGAAAACCGAAUAAUUCCACCUAUCAAAUAUUUACUAAAGCCUAGAAGUGCCAGAUCAAGAGUCAAAGGGUAUCUGGAAAUUUAUCAUGCAUUCUUUCCUGAUAGUCCAGAAGUUGCUCCACCAUCUGGAGAAAGUUCGAUGGAUUCAACAGAGAGGGAAUGGGAGAUCAUACAUGAUGGAAGGGAAGAAAGUGCAGCUCCAAUAUUUACAAAUUCGUCAACUGAAUCUCAAUCGGUGUUACCUCCUGGUUGGGAAGAGAGACAAGAUGCCAAUGGAAGGACGUACUAUGUGAAUCAUUUGGCCAGAACUACCCAAUGGGAGAGACCUUCUGUCAGCAUGAGCGUAGAUACCCGACAAGAGGAACAAGAGGAGAGAGAAAAUAGCGAAGCUCGUACGUUCCAGAGAAGGUAUCAUAUAAGCGAUGAACAGAAUCGGGAUCGUGGGGACACUACCAGCAUUGCGAGCCAGGUCGAUAAUCUGACCGAUGGAGAGACUGACCCCAACUUAAACGCGAUGGAAAAUCGCGAUAACGCAGAAGAUGAAAAUCCCGUUACUAGCGAACAACACACCGACUCGGAAUACAAUGCAUCGGCCGAGAGCAACGCUAGUAGCAGAAGGGGUUCGGUAGAGUACCCCGAGUUUAGGAUACAGUUGAAUACGGACGAUGGUGGGGAGAUGGCAAGCAACACAGAGAGCGACGACUUGACAGAUAGUGGCUCGACGAAUUCCUCCCGCAGAGAGUCAACAGAUUCACAGACCAGCAGUGCUCGAAGAGCAACAUUGGACGCCUUAGGGCAAGGACUUCCCCCUGGAUGGUCCGUACAGGUAGCUCCGAAUGGGAGGUUGUUCUUUAUUGAUCACAAUACCAGAACCACUUCAUGGGUUGAUCCGAGGACGGGAAGGGCCAGUCCCAUGCCAAAUCAGCCUCAGGUGCCGGUUUAUAAUAAGAAACCAGACGAUGACCUUGGUCCGCUUCCGGAGGGUUGGGAGGAGAGAAUUCACAGUGAUGGAAGGAUCUUCUUCAUCGACCACAACACUCGUACAACUCAAUGGGAAGACCCACGCCUGUCCAAUCCAGAAAUUGCAGGACCUGCUAUACCUUACUCGAGGGAUUACAAACGGAAAUAUGAGUAUAUGAAAAAUCAGUUGAAAAGACCGACAAAUGUGCCCAACAAGUAUGAGAUUAAGGUGAGGCGCAGGUGCAUUUUGGAAGACUCCUAUAGGGCAAUCAUGACCAGUCUGCCAAAAGUAGAUUUACUGAAAACAAAGUUAUGGAUUGAAUUUGAAGGAGAGGUUGGCCUCGAUUAUGGUGGUCUAGCUAGAGAAUGGUUUUACUUGAUAUCAAAGGAAAUGUUCAAUCCCUAUUAUGGUCUUUUCGAAUAUUCUGCGAUGGAUAAUUACACUCUUCAAAUCAAUCCGUUUUCUGGGCUGUGCAAUGAAGAACAUCUAAGCUAUUUCAAAUUUAUUGGUAGAGUUGCUGGUAUGGCUGUAUACCAUGGAAAGUUACUUGAUGCUUUUUUCAUCCGACCGUUUUAUAAAAUGAUGUUGGCAAAGGCCAUCGAUUUGAAGGAUAUGGAAUCAGUAGAUUCCGAGUACUACAAAUCGCUACUGUGGAUAAAAGAAAAUGAUCCGUCCGAUUUAGAUUUGACAUUUUCAGUAGACGAGGAAUCUUUUGGGCAGACUUCUGUUCAUGAACUCAUUCCAGGUGGUGCUAAUGUUCCUCUAGAUAAUUCAAAUAAAGAUGAAUACAUCAAAUGUAUCAUACAAUGGCGAUUUGUGGGGAGAGUUCAAGAACAGAUGAACUCAUUUCUGGAAGGCUUCAGCGAAUUGGUUCCUUUGAAUAUCAUAAAAAUAUUCGAUGAAAACGAGCUAGAAUUAUUGAUGUGCGGUAUUCAGCAUAUUGAUGUAAAAGACUGGAAAUAUAAUACAGUAUAUAAAGGAGAUUACCAUGCCCACCAUGUUGUGAUAUUAUGGUUUUGGAGGGCUGUGUUAUCCUUCAGCAACGAAAUGAGAUCCAGGUUAUUACAAUUUGUGACAGGCACUUCAAGAGUGCCAAUGAACGGAUUUAAAGAGCUUUACGGUAGUAAUGGACCUCAAUUGUUCACUAUAGAAAGGUGGGGAACUACAGAUAAUUUUCCGAGAGCACACACAUGUUUCAAUCGUUUGGACUUGCCUCCAUAUGAAAGUUAUGCAACAUUGAAAGACAAAUUAGUGAAAGCAAUAGAGGGAUCUCAAGGAUUCGCAGGGGUCGAUUGAAGUGUUGAACUUGAAGUUUUUUAAAGAACAUGUUAUUCUGUCCAUUCUAUUAUGAAAUUAUACCUUAAGAAAAUUUUACAUCUCAUAUAAUAUUACUCAAUUGAAGAUAUGGCGUUUAUGUGAAAUAUCUUCAGGAUCUUAUCUAUACACUUGUAUUAUGUGAAUGCUUUUGUAAAUAUAUGUUUUCAUUAUAAUUAUACUUUUUGUAGGUUUUUUAGGUUAACAGGCUGUUGAAUGUUAAAUAUUUAUAAAAUAGAGGGGACUUCAAUAUAUUGAAGACCCCUUUACAAUGACCCAAUUGACAAAGUCAUGAAAUUUUAAACAUAACUUUGAAAUAUCACACUUUUGAAACUGAUUAUCUCAUUUUGCUCAGAGAAAAACGACAAAGUGAGUUAUUUGAAAAUAGAAUACCUUUACUACAUUUUAACUAUGGUUAUUAUUCAUUUGAGUCCCUUCUGAAAUUCAAAAUAUAUUCAUAAUUUUUGAUGAACAUCUGAGAUGUAUAUAUUUCACAUAUUAUGUGAUUAAUUGAGAUAGAGCGAUUGUAAAUUCAUGAGAUUUUUUUAAGAAUUCGGGAUGUAAAUAUAGAAAUGAAACUCUUAAACACUUGAAUGACUGCUAAGAUAACAUACAAAAUUCAGAUUCUAAUAUUUUCAUAGUACAAAUAAACAUAAAUCUCUCAUUGUUUCACAAGUAAAUAGUUAUGUAUCAUUUUUUACUAACAUUUUUGAGGAAUUCUUUCAAACAAAGUAAGGACUGUAAUUUUUUUAUUACCUACACGUUGCUCAAUAGUUUCGUAUCCGAUAUUUUGAAUGAUCCACAAAUUACCUUAAGUCUGAGAUUUUUGAGAUUGUUACUUAAAUCUUUGCAUUUAUAUUUUGAAUUACUAUUUCUUACAUUUUUAAAUAUAAUAUUAUUUUAGUAGUCUACAUAUAUUUGAGGUACUCUUAGUGCAAUAUUUAUUCCAAAGUACUUCAAAUUAUAUGAGUUUUAAUUUAGUGAUAUUUCAAUUAUUUCCAUUUGUAUUAUAAUGUUGAUAUAUAUUUUAGUUUUAUCUGUACUCCAGGUUAUAUUAUGGGUACAUUGGAUAUGUUUGUUAUUAUAAUUUAUUUUAAAUGAGAUUCAGUCUGUUUGAAUGGAAAGAGAAUAUAUUAAAAUUUUUAAAAUCUUUGGAAAGUAUGUAUAAUUUGUACAGCUUAUAACAGAUUCCAAAAUAUAUACAUUUAAAUUAUUAAA
Molecule: messenger RNA, 3984 nt
Organism: Coccinella septempunctata (seven-spotted ladybird)
Lineage: Eukaryota; Metazoa; Arthropoda; Insecta; Coleoptera; Coccinellidae
Gene: Nedd4
Product: E3 ubiquitin-protein ligase Nedd-4
Exons: 17
Coding region: 124-2748 (874 amino acids)
Biological process (GO): ubiquitin-dependent protein catabolic process; regulation of dendrite morphogenesis
Molecular function (GO): sodium channel inhibitor activity; protein binding; ubiquitin protein ligase activity
Source: RefSeq, a predicted model, not a curated record